Molecule: messenger RNA, 2274 nt
Organism: Gamsiella multidivaricata
Lineage: Eukaryota; Fungi; Mortierellomycota; Mortierellomycetes; Mortierellales; Mortierellaceae
Product: ribonucleoside-diphosphate reductase large chain
Exons: 3
Coding region: 1-2274 (757 amino acids)
Biological process (GO): deoxyribonucleotide biosynthetic process; DNA replication
Cellular component (GO): ribonucleoside-diphosphate reductase complex
Molecular function (GO): ATP binding; ribonucleoside-diphosphate reductase activity, thioredoxin disulfide as acceptor
Source: RefSeq, a predicted model, not a curated record
AUGAACUUUGUCGAUCCCGCGCAGGUCACUCAGAAGGUCAUCUCGGGUGUAUACCAAGGUGUAACCACAGUUGAGCUUGACAAUCUCGCGGCAGAGACUGCUGCGUAUAUGACGACCAAGCAUCCUGAUUACGCAACCUUGGCAGCCCGUAUCGCUAUUUCGAACCUGCACAAAGAAUCCAAGAAGGUUUUCUCGCAGGUUGUGGAAGACCUCUACUGCUAUGUGAACCCCAAGAACGGCAAGCCAAGCCCAAUGAUCAGCGAUCGGACGUACGAGGUUGUCAUGAAGCAUGCGGACCGCUUGAACUCUGCCAUCAUUUACGAUCGCGACUUCAACUUCAACUACUUUGGAUUCAAGACCCUCGAGCGCUCCUACCUCCUCAAGAUUGACGGCAAGGUUGCAGAGCGGCCACAACACUUGCUCAUGCGUGUUGCCGUCGGUAUCCAUGGAGACGAUAUCGACAGUGCUAUCGAGACAUACAAUUACAUGUCCGAGAAGUACUUCACGCACGCCUCCCCCACCAUGUUCAACGCUGGAACGCCUCGUCCGCAGAUGUCGAGCUGCUUCCUGCUCACCAUGAAAGAGGACUCGAUUGAAGGAAUCUACGACACGCUCAAGACUUGCGCCAUGAUUUCCAAGACUGCCGGAGGGAUCGGUCUUAAUGUCCAUAACAUUCGAGCCUCGGGGUCCUAUAUUGCAGGCACCAACGGACACUCGAACGGCCUGAUCCCCAUGCUUAGGGUCUUCAACAAUACAGCGCGUUAUGUUGACCAAGGCGGUAACAAGCGUCCUGGUGCGUUUGCCAUGUACCUCGAACCCUGGCACGCGGAUGUCUUUGACUUCUUGGACCUGCGCAAGAACACAGGCAAAGAGGAAACUAGAGCCCGUGAUCUGUUCCUUGCACUCUGGGUGCCAGAUCUGUUCAUGAAGCGCAUAGAAGAGAACGGCGACUGGAGUCUCUUCUGCCCUGCCGAGGCACCCGGUCUGCAGGACGUCUGGGGUGAAAAGUUCGAGGAGCUCUACACAACCUACGAACGCGAAGGCCGAGCUCGCAAGACUAUGAAGGCUCAGAAAUUGUGGUUUGCGAUCCUUGAGGCCCAAACCGAGACAGGCACACCCUUCAUACUCUACAAGGAUGCCUGCAACCGCAAAUCAAACCAGCAGAACCUCGGUACCAUCAAGUGCAGUAACUUGUGCACGGAGAUCAUUGAGUACAGCAGCCCCGAUGAGGUGGCGGUCUGCAACCUGGCCAGCAUCUCCUUGCCUGCGUUUGUCACCGAUUCCACGACAUACGACUUCAAGAUGCUGCAUAAAAUCGCCAAGGUGGUCAUCCGCAAUCUGAACAAGAUCAUCGACGGCAACUACUAUCCAGUGCCCGAGGCUGAAAAGUCCAACAAGCGCCAUCGUCCCGUCGGUCUCGGGGUCCAAGGUCUAGCGGAUGCCUUCUUCAAGAUGCGCAUGCCCUUCGAUUCACCCGAAGCGCGCAAGCUGAACGUUCAGAUUUUCGAGACCAUCUACCACGCCGCUCUCGAAACUUCUUGUGAGCUCGCUCAGGAGGAAGGAACCUAUGAGACAUAUGAGGGAUCACCCGUCUCCAAGGGGAUCCUGCAGCCGGACAUGUGGGGUGUCACCCCCAGCGAUCUUUGGGACUGGGCUACGCUGCGCGAGAGCAUUGCCAAGCAUGGUGUCCGCAACUCCUUGCUUGUGGCACCCAUGCCCACGGCCUCGACCUCGCAGAUCCUCGGUAAUAACGAGUGUUUCGAGCCUUACACCUCCAACAUCUACACACGACGCGUCUUGGCAGGAGAGUUUCAGGUGGUGAAUCCUUGGAUGCUCAAGGACCUUGUCGAGCAAGGUCUGUGGAAUGAUUCUCUCAAGAACCGGAUCAUUGCCGAGAACGGCUCGGUUCAGAACAUCUCGGGCAUUCCUGAGGACCUCAAGGCCCUGUACCGUACCACGUGGGAGAUCUCACAAAAGGCCAUUAUCGACAUGGCUGCAGAUCGCGGCGCGUUCAUCGAUCAGUCGCAGUCGCUCAACAUCCACAUGUCGGACGUCAACUAUGGCAAGCUCACGAGCAUGGCCUUUUAUGGCUGGAAGAAGGGUCUCAAGACCGGGAUGUACUAUCUUCGUACGCGUCCCGCUGUCGAUGCAAUCAAGUUUACAGUCGACCAGCAGGCCAUUACCAAGAACAAACAAGUAGAAAAGGAAGCUAACGAGGCGGCCAUGCUGUGCUCGAUCGACAAUCAGGAUGCCUGUCUCAGCUGUAGUGGGUGA